This is a messenger RNA of Coregonus sp. 'balchen', 20095 nucleotides long. The record is from the annotation of a GenBank genome assembly. NCBI's taxonomy places the organism in Eukaryota, Metazoa, Chordata, Actinopteri, Salmoniformes, Salmonidae.
AACACAUCUGAUUCGAUCGAUCACUUUUACCCUUCAAAGAGUUUUACAAUGACGAACUGUACUAGCAUUCAUACACUGCGUGAGUGAAGUCUCUGAGGGAGGAAAGAAAAAGUCAACCCAACCAGACUCAAAAAUCUAGAACAAGCCUUUGUGGAAGUCCCUCCCUUGAAUUUCAGCGAGGUAGAGUUGCUAUAUGCUCGGACGUCAGAGGGACGAUGGUGGAGGGCUGGUAAAGAUGGCGGCGCUCUCCGAGGAUGGGAGGUAUGGACUGAAUUAUGGCCGACGGAAUGCAGACCGAGUCACCGUAUUGCACGUAAAAUUGACAGAGACAGCUUUCAGAGCAAUAGAGAGCCACCAAACCGCUAAGGUAAGUUGAAUUAAUAUAUGUCUUAUACUUUAUGUUAUACGACGCUAUCAAAACUGGUGAACAAACUGCCACGCACAGCCAGUUUGAGCUAACGUUAGCUGUCUAUAGCUAACUUUACAAUAUCCCCGGCCAAGUCAAUUUUCUUCUACUCAAGCGAACACUUCAAAUAUGAGACUGAUCACAUUGUUUGGUGAAAUAGAUGAAUAUUUGGAUGACACUUUCGCGUGACAUCUUUCGCUAAUGAUAAUUUACCGUAUGUUCAGGAGGAUUGACACUGCAGUAAGUAUUGGGGCGUUUGGAGAUGUUAGGAAAAGAGUUUAACAUUACACGUUUAGCUAGCUAACGUAGUUAGCUGGGGGCUAUAAGUGACAAACGUCCUAGCUAUAAAGAAGUUAGCAGAUGUAAACGGCAUGUCUGACAAUAGUCUAAAGUUAGACAGCCAAUCUAGCUGAGAAGGCAAUUCUUCUCGAAUGACGUUAUCGUUACCUGGCAAGCUGGCUAGCUACUAACAAAGGUAGCUAGCCAGAUACAUUAAAGUGACAGAUUACUAAAAUUACAAAAUAAAUUGGCUAAUGUUGAAAGUAGUCAGAUACAGUUGUCAACAGUUUGUGUUUACUUAGACACUGUCACCGGCUGCUACCAUUAUAGGGAGGUAUAACCAGUUUUCAAUAUUUCUAAAAAAAAAUAUAACUUACAUAUUCACACCACCAUGGUCGAUCUAUUUUCUUACAUGUGUAUUUGACCACUUAUAUUAAAUAAUCUCCCCCAAAAAUCACCUUUAUUCAAAAAUGAUAAAAUGCACUCCAUUGGCAUUGUCACUUCCUUUUAUCCACAUCAAAAUGUUGGUUUUAUACCCCCCAAAAAAUUUGAUUGGCAGUAGGUUACACCAUAUUAUAACAUAUUGUUUUGGCUAUAGACCUAUCCAGUUGCUCUAGCGUUCCACACUAAAAGUUCGUCAAUUUGUCAUGGCACGUUAUGUUCAUGACUAAACUCUUGAUUUAAAUGUGAAUGUUACAUUCUCUAGCUAUCUCCCCAGGCGAGUAACUUUACGACCAAUUUUGCCAAUCUUUGUAAGCAUACAGUCAAGUAGCCUAGGAUAUGUUAUAGGUUGACUGCGAUUUGUUAUGAAGACGUUAUAGCUAGGCCUAUUUAAAUUGAUCGGAGUAUUUGCUGUUUUCCUCAAAUUACUAUUCACUCGAUGAGUACUACUGGGGUUCUCUCCUUUUACUUCUAAUCUGGUGUUCUCUCUUAAAGCUACAGUACUGUAAAGCCGGGUGUACUCUACACGAUUUUCAAAAUCCUAACAUCGCUGAGCCGCUGAACAGGGUCAUGGCUAGAUGGGAUCCAGUUUCUGUCAAAUUAGCGUCAAGUUAUUUUUUUGUGCAUUUUAGCUUACCCUAACCCUUUUUCUAACCUUAACCUAAUUAUCCUAACCUGUUACGUUAAUUAUCCUAACAUGUUGCGUAAAUAAUUAUAACCUGCUAUGAAAAGUCAAAUCUGACGUUAAUUUGACAAAAGCUAGAUUCGUUCUAGCCAUGACACUCUAACAGUCAAUCUGACUGUCUUUCCUUUUUUCGUUUUACCAACCUAGUGGUUGGUGCGCACACUAAACGAUGUGGCAUAGUACAGGGGUCACACACUAUAAGAUUCUUAACUUGGUCGUUAGGAUUGUCUAUACCACGCUGUCUCGCGAAAACAAGUAUGUGAUACAGUGAUGAUUAGAUUAGCUAGAACGAGCUGUGGCUCAAAGCAGUCUCAAACGUUUUCAGUCAGGCACUCACGUUUGCCAUACAGAGCUGAAAUAUCUAGCCAAUAGCCUACAUUUUGAAUUGAAUCAUAUUGCUUGUGAACUUCAGAGCUGUAACGAUUAGGCUUUGUAAAAAAAAACAGACUCCUGCCACAUUCAGGGUGAUGCGAUACCUUAGAAUUAGGAAUAAUAGUAAUUGAAUAGGAUUUCUAUGUGCGAUACAUCAUCUCACUGGCUUCUUCUCUGGCGAGCUUUCAUUGGCAAUUGCUGAUCACCCUUCUGAAAACGUGUUAUUGCACAUCUCACACUACAAGAGAAUUGCAGAUUUUGUGCUGAUAAAAAUUGUUGUAGCAGAGGCCUAUCAUAUCUGCCUCUGGUCAUUGUGGACCCAUACAGAUGCUGUUACGGAACCAACCUGUAGGCACCAAAUAAAGCUAACGUGUUAAUCCGAUGGCCUACAACCUGUAUAAUAUGGAUGCACUUCAACAGAGAUGCACUAAACGGGGCCCUGUGAUCAACCGAGGCCAGGAGCCCUGGGAAGUUCAAUGGACUGUCAACAACAGUUACAUAAUUCCAGCAACAAGCUAGUCAGACUCGGUGUAGCAUAUGUUCAGGGCCUAGUUAAUUAUUAUUUUUUAAAUCCAGAUCAAAAUUAUUUAAUUUGAAAUUGAGAAACUGGCGCAGUUACAAGCCUGCUAGAGAUAGCGGCAGGCGGAUGAGAAAUAUCCACCGUCGUAGUAUGGAUGAAGCCUGAGCUGGAAUGGGGAGCUAACUAAAGCUGGCUAGCUUUAGAAAGCCCUGAGUAGAUCUAGCUUGUUUCGUAGUUAGCAUACCCCUCUAGAGUAGGCUAAUUCAAGUCUGUGGUGGAAAGGGUGUCAGUAGGUGCUAUGGGAAGGAACACCGCCUUGGUGAAUAGGCGCUUAGAACAAGCUGACAAGCCAAUCAAAGUUAGACAAUUAAGGGGAUAGCAUCACUAUCUGACUGAUACAGAACAGGACACAAAAAUACAUGAUAGCCCUAGCAGACAUCACACAAGUGUUUGUAUUGCCUAUUUUUUAUAUCUAUAUGGUUUCUGACUAGACCUACUUGCUGCAAGGUAUAUUGCCGUAGGGGGAUAAUGAAACAUCUAUACUAAAAUCUACUCCAAGUCCUAGUAGUUAGCCUAAGGCCUAAAUUCUGAUGACCCAACAACCUUAUUGGAAGUGUAACAGUAGGCCUGUAUGCUGCAAAGACCAGCCUACCAUCUCUUGCUGACUGAGCAGCCAAAACUGCCUGCUUUUUGUUUCUUUCUCUCUCUCUGAUUUGUGUGGGGGCUGAACUAUAUCUACUGGAGUGGGAAAGCUGCCUAGCCCUGGCUCUGUGUGGUGGCAUGAAAUGUGAUCAGGAGUGUAUGUGUGGACUGGAUGGUCUGUGAGUGUGUUGGGGGAUGGGUGAAAUGCUGUGGCUGGUUUUACAAACUUCUGUAGAGUAAACUGCCGAAUUCAGCAUUCAGCCCAAAUGCAAGAGAACACUUUACUUCACAGGACUUUACUCAUCAUGGGCUGAUGGACUAUAGCUAGUUAGUUUGGUGUGUGAAGUGAACUGCAAUUUUUUUGUGUGAACUCACUUAUCUAAUGUUUGAGGACAGAUAUCAAAAUAAAAGAGUGAAUUGCGUUUGUUUGGAAAUGGCUGAAUGAUGGGAGUAUGGUAAUGCAUAAUCUUGGAAACCCAGAACUAAAAUCUUGUGUGAUUGAGACUAGGCCUUAGCCAACUCUAAAGAUAUUUAUGCUGAAGGUCCACAAAUGUAGGCUAACUCUUGAAUUUUGUGUGGCUUAGGCUGUGUUAAUGUGAUUUUUUUAAAUUUGAUGUUGGGAGCUCAGAAAAUGGUUUAUGGCCUGUAAGCCCAGGAAACAAACUUUGGGACAUUUUAAUGGUAUGUCCCCGUGCAAGUUUACUUACCCUAAUCAUUUUCAGUGUACACUGUUAAGGGAAAGUUGCUGAAGGGAAGUUCCUGAAGUUUCAAAACAGCCAGGGAAGAACCUAUUCUGCAGUGCCAAUGUUUCCCCAUGUAGCUACCAUUAUAUACAACCUGCUGAUGUAAUCUGACUACGUGUGAUUUGCUCUAUCAUAAUCCGACAUAAAUUGCACUUGCUAAUUCUGAGGUAAAGCUGAUAUGCCUGACCACUUUGUUUGAGAUGCCUAUGAUUUAGGCCUACAUGGCUUUCAACAUGAGGGAGUUGCUAAUUCCUACUCUUACUGCUAUUUUCCUCAUCAGAAAUGAAUGAAACUAUAAACAUGCUAGCUAGCACUCUUUUGCUAGCUAGUUAAGAAGAUAGGUGAUUUGCCAGGAGCAUAUGAGCUGUGACUGGUUGACAGAAUAGCCUACUUUUGUCACUAAGCUUUGGGUGUUUUUCUCCACCACAGCUCAGUGAAACUCCAGUUGUAACAGAGUGACAUUCGAGUGAUUAUGAUGGAACAUUUCUCGCAGUCGACACUUACGUUGAAAAUGUCCAAUCCCUUCCUCUCUUUUUCAGAAUGUACCGUCCUCGCGGCCAACAAUACAAUUCAAGGGACUCCAAGGGGUAAGUAUGUUCACACCUAAAAUCUUCAUUUUGACUUGAGCGCUACAGUACUAUGGGUCAACCCUGUGGCUGGUAGACUGAGUUUUUUUUUAAAGCAACCAUGAAAGGUUGAAUAAGUUAACAUUUGAGUGCUGGUGGUAUAGCCAAGACAUAAGAGAAUUCUGACCACUGUUGUUGAAGACCCAAUGAUUGUCUUGGUUUCAGUGAAAUGCGCAUUUGUUUAGCUACGAGGUGUAUUUGGAGGCUUGUUGCCUAACUCUUGCCACCCCUCUGAAAGCAUCCGGUUAACCCCUGACAACCCGGGCUGUGCACUAUGAAGAGUUGAACUCUCCAAUGUCUCAAGAUCUAUAAAUACUGCUCUGACAGUCUGCAGCUGGGCCCAGAGCACAGGAACCAGACUAGGGUUACAACAUUUCCAUAAAUUCCCUGGUUUUCCCAAUAUCUCGGUUGGAGGAUUCCCGGCCAGGAUUUCUGGAAAACCAGGGAAUUUAUUGAAAGUUCCCAGAAUGUAGCAACCCUAGUCUGGUCCCUGUGCUCUGGGCCCAGCUGCAGACUGUCAACACUCACACUCCCAGCAACUUAGACCUCAAAGAUCUGUCUGUCAUGCAAGCUCACAUUCAUUCAUCUGAGAUCCCAUAACUCAGAUCAGUCUAUAUUGACAGAGGCAAUACACACACACACACACACACACACAUCGCUGUAAAGGGAUAAUGUUACGAGACCAUGAGAAAUGAGGCCCAGUUGAGAAGUGUUUUUACAGAUGGUUUGCUAUUUGGCAUGACUGACUCUGUCACAUUCAAAUAUGAGCAAAAUCUCUUCUCCCCCAACCCGAAGCUAUAGCAAUAGAGCAAAAUGAAUCCCCAUUUCACACCCCCUUUAGAAUGAUUGAAUACUUCCAAGCAAUUCCUCACCCAUGCGUAACGCUUGAGGGCAAAGAGAGGCAUUCCUGGUUUUCUGUGGUUAAAUAUUUAUUUUUGAAAAUUCACUUUCUUUAAUUGUCCUUUUGAUGUGAACCUCACAGCGUAUUAAGAUCCCAAGGACUGACUCUCCGGAUGGAUCUCAGAACUUUGAUUUCUAUCUGUCCAACGUGGGUAAGGACAACCCUCAGGGAAGCUUUGAGUGCAUCCAACAAUAUGUGUCCAGGUAAGCACCCUCUGGAACUAAACAGAGCAUUGCUCGUUACCGAAGACCCAACGUAAAUUGUUGUAAACUGGUUGGUUAACUAGAAUGCAUGUCACUCUGGUGUCAGAAUUUGACCAUGUCAUUGAGCCUUGUCAAUGAGUAAUUGGUUUAAUUGAAUUGGUUCCAAGAUGGAAAAACCCUGUGCUGUAUGACUGAAAUCUCUCCCUAUCCUCUCCAGCUCAGGGACCCCCCACCUGGUGUCCUUGGGGACGGUUCAGGACAAAGUCACGGUGUGUGCCACCAACGACUCCUACCAGGUGACCCGGGACCGCAUGACGCAGGCCGAGGAGGACAGUCGCAAACGGGGGACCAAGGUCCUCAAGCCUGGGGGCCAGUUCAGAGGCAAGUUCCAUGCACUAAUCUACCCCCCAACAGUAGUCUUCUCACAGGCAGGUUCCCACUACUCCAAAAUGGCUUGGUUUUCAUAUCCUCCUCUCUUUUUGAACCAUUGAUUCUCUGAAGAACUACCUUGGUCAAAAGCAAUGGAACUUAAAGCCCACUUUUCCAUUGUUUGUGCCUGGUGGUUACACAAGGUGACGGAAGGAGGCUAUUUAUGAAUAUUGACACGCAGUCUGCCAACACAGCCAUAUCUGGGUUAAAGUUGCACUCUCCAAAUAGUGCUAAUUUAACAACAACCCUGGCCUAUAGCCCAACUUUCUCCCAUCACACACACACACACCCACACACAUCAACACCUGUAAACCAAUUGUCUUGGCUUUCUAAUACACUGCAACUGGAUUGAGGUCGGGCAAGUGGAAAAGUAAAAGUUACUCUCGGGCUAAUCUAAUUUGGGUCUCCGCUCUCUCACGGUCUCCCGUCCCGUCUGGCCGGUGGAGAUACGAGGGAGAUGGAGAUUGAGAGUGUGCAAUGUAACAGCUCAGUGUUGAUGUAACUGGUCAUGCCAAAUCUGCCUCCGCUGACUUGGGACUCAGUUCUCCCACAGCAGACAACCAUAUACUGAGCUUCACUGGCAAAUAGUUAAUUUUCUUGCCCCAUAAAGCAACAUCAGAGGUUUGGUGUCACCUUAAUGGUCCGUUUGCUACCAGCUAUAGAACUGUAAAAGAUGUGUGUUCCCCAUAGAUGUCUUUAUAUCUGAUAUAUUAGAGUAUAAAUCUGUCUUGUUCUCACAACAGUGUAUGGUAACGAUCAUGGAGAGGGUGGAGUAGGGCUCUAUAAAAUCUGCGAUGCGGACGGAAUCACGGAAUCCAGAAAUUAAAACGGAAUUCAAAAAUUUAUUUUUAUUGAACUCCUAAAUAUAUUGAACUGAUUUCGAAAAUGUAUUAAUUUGCCCAAAAUUAUAAGACAUGAACAAAAUAUAUAAUUUGUAUUUUCCUUCAUCUUUCUCAAGAGGCAACAGUGCGGAAAUGCCCCUCUCUGUGGGUGCAUUUGUAUAACACUUUGUGUAGCCAUUAGCAAUUAUGCUAAUGACAACCGUUUUCUGGUAGAUGGAAAUGCUCCUCAAUUAAAUUUUACAUUUACAUACAAAGUAGUCUAUCUGGCAGAAUGAUAUCAUGAUUAUUUGCAUCAAUCCAGUGGUGAUUUCUUUAGCAAACUGCAAUCACAUAUUUGCUACAGAAACACCUCUAACCAAGCAAGUCUCUUGCUGGUGCACACUUGAAUUAAAGGGCAUCUACACCCAAAAAAGUAUUUAUUCAAUUUUUUUCCCAGACCUCAAAAGUGGUCUCCGGAUGUGGUUUAAUCGUUGUUGGGGACUUAGAACAUCAUCAAUUGUUUUUUUCUAUAAUAAAAAAACAAAUUGUGAUUUUGACAGCGAAAACCUGAAAAACAGGGAAAAAAAAUCUGAAACCUGUAAAAACGAAAUAGAGAAAAAAACUUAAUUUUGGGGAAAACUGAAUUGGGCAAAAAACUAAACAGAUUUUAUAGGGCCCUAGUGGAGGGGGGGAUGUUCAGGGCUUGUCCACGGUUACCCGUAGAAAUAAAGUUCCCGUUAUCUACAUAUAAAUUGGUAUUGUUGUCUAACAUAAUUCAUUGGGGUUGCGUUUUUUCUCAACAGGAAGCACAUUCUUAUCUUUGGUGGGAGGUUUAUUCUUCUACCUCUAGGACCACUCUGGAACUAUAGUUGACUGCAGGAAUCCCUGAAAUCUGCUUUACUAGUCGUGGCUCUGAACUUAAAGUCCCACUCACUAAGAAACUUAAAAUCAGUUAAACCCUCUUUCGGUGUAUUUCCUGCCAAUGGGGAUUCAUUUGCAUACAACGGCCCAGAUGGAAACUGAGAGGGGAGCAGAGGAAAGGGGUGGAGUUUGGGCAUGUAACAACUGGCUCAGUAGAAGCACCCUAUUUAACAUUAGCAAAAUGAGACCUAACCUUCAUUUAUCUUGUGUGUUUAUGCUAUGUCAGUUAGGUAUAUUGGUCUGGGACCCUAUACAGUGUUUGUCAUAAAUAAGAUCCAAUUUACUUGAUGCCAUUCAGAGUUUAGUACACUAAACGUGUCAUUCUGGUAGCAAACCAACAGACCUGCUGUGUGGUCUUCAUCUCCCACUGUAAGUUCACCAUAUAGACUCACUAGGCUGGCCAAAUGCUGCAGGCAAAGCUCAUUCGCAGCUGAUGCACGCAUCAUACAUGCCUCAGUCUCUCACCAGGCUGAGACAGCAAAAAUGUGUGGAUGGUUUGUGUGCUUAGAGAUCUCUCGCAGUCUAUCAGCAUUUGCCCAGACGAAGGGAAGCGGGGGCAGACGAGAGUACACGUUUCUCUCUAACCUUAAUCUCUUAAAGAGCUUUUAGAUUUUCAUGAUCACUGAGAGCAGUAUGGAGAAAUGUCAAAGCAUCCUGACUAAGCAGAAGCCUAAUGAGCUGGGGGACAGAUUCUCUGUAGCCUCUUAAUGAUAUUUACAUUGGGAACUCAGUCUCUUCAAAUCAGCCUUAUAUGAUACAACUUGUACUAGUAGCGCACAGUUAGUUCAACUUCAAUCCACAUACAAUUCCGAACACAAAAUGGUUGCCUAAUGACUUUGACCCUCUAGGGUUCCAAGUCUCUGCUGGCUUUUGUCCUUAUCUUUCAGUCAGUAUCUAAUAACCCUAUAACAAUGUUGUCAUGUUGAUAAAAAAAUGUAAUUGUGGGAUUGACAGCAAGCGACAUAGCUGCUAGUUAGUUAGUCGUUUCUGCUGAAAACUCAAUUCUGAGGUAUUAGCAAGAAAACAUCUAAUUGGAUCAUUUAAUUAUCAGAGAAACAAAAACUGAUCAAAUAAAUCCAUUUCUCGUCUACGCCUUCCUCACCCCUCUCUAACAUCAGGUAAGAAAGUCCAGAUCCGCAAGCCAGCGCCGUCAGGCUCCGAACCAGUUGCGGAGCGCAAACGCUCCACCCCUAUCAACCCAGCCAACACCAUCCGCAAGUGCCUUGCCAACAACCCGGUGUCCCAGCGGCCGUACCGCGACCGCCUCGUCCACCUGCUGGCGCUGCGCUCCUACAAGAAGCUGGAGCUACUGGCCAGACUGCAGCGGGACGGGGUCAGCCAGAAGGACCGCAGCUCUCUGGGGAGCACCCUGCAACAAGUAAGGCUAGUGCCCUGCAACGAGUAAGGCUAGUGCCCUGCAACGAGUAAGGCUAGUGCCCUGCAACGAGUAAGGCUAGUGCCCUGCAACGAGUAAGGCUAGUGCCCUGCAACGAGUAAGGCUAGUGCCCUGCAACGAGUAAGGCUAGUGCCCUGCAACGAGUAAGGCUAGUGCCCUGCAACGAGUAAGGCUAGUGCCCUGCAACGAGUAAGGCUAGUGCCCUGCAACGAGUAACAGAGAGAGGGAGGAGGAUAGCAUUUUAUUAUUGGUUUCAGAUGUAACCUGUGGGGAGAAGGGGCCAACACAGCUACAGAGCCCUCACUGAAAAUGGUAGGGGAACACAUUAGUGCUGAAAAUUAGUUUCUAAUCACUGUUUUCAGUUUCACUUUUUUUUUUUUUACAUGCGCUAUGCAAUAUGUGGGUUGAAUGCUGUAACACAGAAUAAAAUAAUUAAUAAAAGUCCCAUAAUGGUAGUGAUUGCCCAUUACAUGAUCACUUAUUAACCAUAAUUUAUUCACUUGAAUAAGUUGUGUAUAUUACAUUUUUGUUUUAUUUGAUCACUUUCAUUCCAAGUCAUCUCAUCUCUAUAGAGCUGCUGUCUAUGCUGUCCAGCAAAAUCAUUAUUUGAGAAGUUUCUUCAAAGUUAUUAAGGCAUACUUUUAUGACUGCUGAAUACCAACUAUCAAUCACUUGCAGUAGAUCAUGUAUUUUCAGGUAGAGAUACCUCGCAAAGCAACUGCUCUCGAGUUAAUAUCCAUCUCGAUCAUGCAUUCUUCUCUCUAAUUUAGCAUGCGUAAAAGAAACAGACUGGACAAGUAGGUGCGCAAUGGAUUAUGGUCAUUGUAGUUAAUUACCAUGUUUUCUGUGCUAAACUAUGUUCACUAUUGGCCUAUUGGAAACUACAACGCCCUACUACAUCGCACAGUUCGGGUUGAUCUUAUCUCUAGAGAAACUGCGCAUUUUGCUCACAGAAAAAAACUGAACAAAAUGAAAUUCGAAUGAUUGAACCGAUGUCGGUCAAUUAGUUGUUUUAAAAACCGAUGUCUGUUAAUCGCUCAGCACUAGAACACAUAGACAAGAUGGUUUAGCAGAGCUAAAAUAUAUAAUACGUGGAUAUAAAGGGAUUCCUUAAUAUGCACUUAAGGUCAUAGAUAUUUCUUUCAAGUAUGAGUAACUGGUAGCACUGUGCAUGAGAAGACAAAUGUCCCUGUUUGCCCCUAGGACUCUUCACCCUUCUUAGGCGUUAGACCACAGAAUGCAAAUCACUGAGAGGACCUGUUCCCUGUAAUACAAAGACCUUCAUUCACCACUACUGAACAUAGCACACAGCAAGAAUCAAGCAGCUAUACAUUAAAGCCAUUAGUCUUAUACACAUACACACACACAUACCAAGCACGCACACAUUUAUAGAUGACAUACUCAAACUGGUUGUCUGACUACAAUGCUAACUACCCCAUGCUUGGGGUACAUAAAAAAACAACACACAGACUUGCUUGGGGAUUUGCAUAAUGUUGUGAUUGAGAAUAGAGAUGCUGGGUUUGACAAUGAAAUGCUAGUUAAAUGCACUGACUUUAUACCCAGGUUGACGCAAGUAGGGCAGGCACUAACAGAAAGUCUUUAACUCUUAGGAUUUGGUUGACUCAAGUAAAAAGAGACAAAAGUAGUACAAGCGGUUGUAUUUGUUGCUUUUAAUGCUCCCAAAUUAUUGGACGACUACAAAAUUAGACGCUGCUGAUCUUGUUCGUGUGUUUGUCCGCAGGUGGCCAACCUGAACCCCAAAGAUAACUCUUACUCUCUGAAGGACUUUGUAUACCGCGAUGUGCAGAGGGACUGGCCGGGCUACUCCGAGGAUGACCGCGUUCAGGUCAACGGGAUCUUGGUCCGGUAGGUCACAAUGCAUUUCUGUGUAAACAUUUUGCGACAUUGCACCCUCCUGAACAGGCCCCUCCAUUUAUUGCAAACGGGACCUCAUGUAGUGAUGGUGUAGCAUCUGCUUACGGUCAGUUGUCCUUCUCAUCUGCCCUCUUUCUCUCAGGAAACUGGGACUUCCCACUGAGACACUUUCCUCCAGCAGUCCUCCCAAAGAUGGCCUCCCGGCUUCCCCACAGGUAACCCCUCAACAGUACACCUUGCUGGACGCAAACACUUUCAGUAUUACUUGCACAAACCAGCAUGUAAGCCAACAGACAAGCCAAACUGGAUGACCAGGCCUCUCCUGUAAAGAGAGAUUUUAUCUCAAACCUAUUCAAUGAAUUGUUUACUAAGGUCAAAAGGAAUCAUCUGUCCUUUUUAUAACUCAAUCAACAUAGAAAUCCUUGUUUGAUGGUUUGGUUAUGGUCUUUUAGCAGAAGUGCCAGCCAGAGUUGCCGGUUCACUUCACCGACCCACUGAUGCCCAAGAAGCCCCGCAUCUCCCAUGUCACCAGCCAAGGGCCCCCCGCCACCCCAACUCCCAUUCCCACCUCGUCCUCUAGAGAGCGCCGCGGCCCCCCGAAGGAGGACGACAGCCACCACAGCGCCGCUGCCACCACCACCACAAAGCGCUCGUCUCUCCCAGCCAGCAGCACCACCACGGCUGGCCCGCCCAUCAACCACCACCACCUCCCCCCUCCCUCCCAGCUCCCGGUUUCUCACCGCCCUCCCCCGUCGCAUCAGCCUGGCCCGGGCUCCAACUCCAACUCGCCCAGCACACCUGAGGGCCGUGGCACCCAGGACCUGCCCCUGGACCAGAGCUCCACCUGCCUGGACCCCUCCUCCUCCUCACCGAUAGCCACCUCCAGCCCCCCGGGCAGGACCGCUAACCGCUAUGGCCCCCGCAUGCCGCCACCGGCCAGCUCCAGUCCCCAAAGCCACCCAGCCCUCACCACCAUCUCCACUUCAUCAUCCAUCCUCUACCAUUGUCCCCCCUCCCUCGCCAAGCAGUAGCAAGAAGUCCAAGAAAAAGUCCAAGAAGCACAAAGAGAAGGACCGCGAGAAAGAGAAAGAGGGGCGCAAGGAUGGGCGACGCAGUACAGGCGAUGGCCGUGGUGUCAGCCCCCGAGGGGUGCCGGUUGAGGACGCUCAGAGGCCCAGAAAGAGACACCGCACCAAGGGGGAGGAGAGACAAACGCCAGUCAUCCCCGCCAAGAGCCCAGUCUGCCCGGACGAAGGUAGUCUCCCUUAAUGUCUUGGUUUGGCUUCAUGCUUGAAAGCAUUGUUUAAAAGGGAAAUGUGUGCUUGCUUAUUAGCGUGCGUGGCCUGAUUGCCAAAGGUCUUGUUUUCAAGUAAUGUAGUGGUCGCUUUCAAACGUCAGGAAAAAAAACAAAAAACACUGCCAAUCCAUGGUUUUGUAAUGCCAGCAAUGCAUUACUGCAUUGGAUAACCAGGCAUUGACUGAUGCAUUGAAAGUGUAUACAUGCUAGGAAAGGGCAAAGUGUGUGCAUGCUUUGAACAUGAUGGGAUGCUUGCAUUGCAUUGUGUGAGUUGGAGCAUGUAUCUCGGUUGUAUGUACAGUACCAGUCAAAAGUUUGGACACACCUACUCAUUGAAGGGUUUUUCUUUAUUUUUACUAUUUUCUACAUUGUAGAAUAAUAGUGAAGACAUCAAAACAAUGAAAUAACACAGAUUGAAUUACGGAAUAACCAGAAAAGUGUUAAACAAAUCAAAAUAUAUUUUAGUUUCUUCAAAGUAGCCACCCUUUGCCUUGAUGACAGUUUUGCACACCCUUGGCAUUCUCUCAACCAGCUUGACCUGGAAUGUUUUUCCAACAGUCUUGAAGGAGUUCCCACAUAUGCUGAGCAUUUGUUGGCUGCUUUUCCUUCACUCUGCGGUCCGACUCAUCCCAAACCAUCUCAAUUGGGUUGAGGUCGGGUGAUUGUGGAGGCCAGGUCAUCUGCUGCAUCACACUCCUUCUUGGUCAAAUAGCCCUUACACAGCCUGGAGGUGUGUUUUGGGUCGUUGUCCUGUUGAUAAACAAAUGAUAGUCCCACUAAGCGCAAACAAGAUGGGAUGGCGUAUCGCUGCAGAAUGCUGUGGUAGCCAUGCUGGUUAAGUGUGCUUUGAAUUCUAAAUAAAUCACUGACAGUGUCACCAGCAAAGCACCAUCACACCUCUUCCUCCAUGCUUCACGGUGGCAACCACACAUGCGGAGAUCAUCCGUUCACCUACUCUGCGUCUCACAAAGACACGGUGGUUGGAACCAAAAAUCUCAAAUUUGGACUCAUCAGACCAAAGGACAGAUUUCCACCGGUCUAAUGUCAAUUUCUCGUGUUUCUUGGCCCAAGCAAGUCUCUUCUUCUCAUUGGUGUCCUUUAGUAGUGGUUUCUUUGCAGCAAUUCCACCAUGAAUGCCUGAUUCACGCAGUCUCCUCUGAACAUUUGAUGUUGAGAUGUUACUUGAACUCUGUGAAGCAUUUAUUUGGGUUGCAAUCUGAGGUGCAGUUAAUUGCACAUUUCUGAGGCUGGAAACUCUAAUGAACUUAUCCUCUGCAGCAGAGGUAACUCUGGGUCUUCCUUUCCUGUGGUGGUCCUCAUGAGAGCCAGUUUCAUCAUGGUGCUUGAUGGUUUUUGCGGCAGCACUUGAAGAAACUUUCAAAGUUCUUGAAAUAUUCCGGAUUGACUGACCUUCAUGUCUUAAAGUAAUGAUGAAUUGUUGUUUCUCUUUGCUUAUUUGAGCUGUUCUUGCCAUAAUAUGGACUUGGCUUUUACCAAAUAGGGCUAUCUUCUACCUUGUCACACCACAACUGAUUAGCUCAAACGCAUUAAGAAGGAAAUAAAUUCCACAAACUAACUUUUAACAAGGCACACCUGUUCAUUGAAAUCCAUUCCAGGUGACUACGUCAUGAAGCUGGUUGAGAGUGCCAAAAGUGUACAAAGCUGUCAUCAAGGCAAAGGGUGGUCACUUUGAAGAAUCUUUUUUGAUUUAAUGCUUUUUUUGGUUACUUAAUGAUUCCAUAUAUGUUAUUUCAUAGUUGUGAUGUCUACACUAUUAUUCUACAAUGUAGAAAAUAGUAAAAAUAAAGAAAAACCCUGGAAUGAGUAGGUGUGUCUAAACUUUUGACUGGUACUGUACAUACAGUGAGGUCAAAGGAUUUGGACAGUGACACAUGUUUUGUUGGUUUGUCUCUGUACUCCAGCAUUUUGGAUUUGAAAUGAUGCAAUGACUGAGGUUAAAGUGCAGACUAAUCUUUAAUUUGAGGGUAUUUUCAUCCAUAUCGGGUGAACCGAUUUAUAAAUUACAGCACCUUUUGUACAUACAUUCCCCCAUUUUAGGGAACCAAAAGUAUUUGGACAAAUUCACUUACACUGAGUGUACAAAACAUUAAUAACUCUUUCCAUGACAUAGAUUGACCAAGGUGAAUGCUAUGAUCCCUUAUUGAUCUCACUUGUUAAAUCCACUUCAAUCAGUAUAGAUGAAGGGGAGGAGUUAGGUUAAAGAAGGAUUUUUAAGCCUUGAGACAAUUGAGACAUGGAUAGUGUUGUGUGCCAUUCAAUAUUAGGAAGGUGUUCUUAAUGUUUUGUACACUCGGUGUAUAUGUGAAUUAACGUAGUCAAGUUUAAUAUUUGGUCCCAUAUUCCUAGCACGCAAUGACUACAUCAAGCUUGUGACUCUUCAAACUUGUUGGAUGUAUUUGCAGUUUGUUUUGGUUGUUUCAGAUUAUGUCGUAUCCAAUAUGAAAUGAACGGUAAAUCAUGUACUGUGUCAUUUUGUAGUCACUUUUAUUGUAAAUUAAGAAUAUAAUGUUUUUGAACACCUUCUAUAUUAAUGUGGAUGCUACCAUGAUUACAGAUAACCCUGAAUGAAUCGUGAAUAAUGAGUGAGAAAGUUGGAGGCACAAAGAUCAUACCCCCCAAGACAUGUUAACCUCACAAUUACCAAUAACGGGAGGUUAGCAUUUAUUGGGGGGGUUUGAUAUUUAGUAUGUAGUAUUUAUUAUAUUUAGAAUAUGAUAUUAAGGUUGGCAAAUAAUGGACUGCCCUGAGCAGCAGACUCAGAAAUCAGUCCAUGGGUUCCGUUUGACUCUUUGUUCUGCCUUUAAACAACUGUUUCAAGACCAGUACUUUUGAAUAGCUCAUACUUUUUAAGGGUACUACUAGUGAAGAGAGCUGUUCAGAUGUCAGUUGGUUAUAUAGAAUAAUCGUCUGACGUGUGUCUUUGCUGCUCCCCAGACACUAAAGAGAGGCCAGUCCACUCAUCAGACCUAUCCUCCACCACUGUGAUGCCAGAUUACAUAGGGUGAGUGCUACCCCCUUUUUACUUAUUUACGUAAUACUCUUUGUUCCUAUGUGGGACAUAAGGCUUCCACAAAAGACCACCACUGCUACCAACCAUCAGCCUUUUGGGGGAUGGUAUUGCCUUUUACCCCUCUCAAAUACACUUGAAGGACCCUGUGUGUUAAUGUGUCCUCAUCACUGUCCUGUGCUGCUGUCCCCGUACAGGAAGUACACGGCAGUGGUGUCUAUGGACCAGAGGCAGACUUACAAGGACGAAUUCAACGCCGAGUACGAGGAGUACCGCGUCCUGCAUGCCCGCGUGGAGAACAUCACCCGCCGCUUCAACCAUCUAGACACCCAGUCCAGGAGGCUGCCGCCCGGCACCAAAGAGUACCAGGUCAGAUUAUAACAAGCUACACCACAGAAUACAAGGAUAAAAUAUUACAAACUACACCACCAGGUCAAAUUAUAAUAAACUACACCAAAGAGUACCAGGCCAGAUUUUACCAAACUUCACCACAGUGUAAUGCUGCAUUCACGUGCUCGUCGGAAGUGCAACACUUCCCAAUAAGGAAGUCGUAAGUCCGACAUGAUUUUGUUCAAGUGCUUUUGAAGUCGGAACAAUUGUUCUACCAAUUCGAUUUUAGCUAGCUAGAUAAGAUGGCUAACCUUGCUAAUAAUAAAGUUAGCUAGCUUGCAUUGACACUAUGGUCAAACUAGCUACAUUAUCCACAUUGAUAAGUUUGUAAUUGUCAAACUGAUAUGUCAUCUUUUUGUUUAAAAGGUGAAAGGUCAGUGGUGAAACAUCGCAACUCGGGUAACAACAUUUUCUCAGAGUUUUCCACUAGUAAUUACUACUUGGAGGGUCGUUCAAGUGAAACGUCCCAGUCUGAAUUUCGUAUUGCCGAUAACUCUGACAGCACGUGAACGCACCAUUAGUAUCAGGUCAAAGUAUAACAAACUACACCACAGAGUACCAUGUCAGAUUAAACAUUGUUUUAUGGUAAAAUGUCACUGGAACACAUUUUUCUCAUGUAAAUGAAAGCAUUGUUUAAACUUUUGCAGGAAGUACAUGAAGAAGUGUUGCAGGAGUACAAUAAAAUGAGAGAAGUAAGUAAAACAAAUAAUGCAGUAUACACUAAACAAAAAUAUAAAUGCAACAUGCAAACAUUUCUAAGAUUUUACUGAUUUUACAGUUCAUAUAAGGAAAUCAGUCAAUUGAAAUAAAUUCAUUAGUCCCUGGUCUAUGGAUUUCACAUGACUGGGAAUACAGAUAUUAAUCUGUUGGUCACAGAUACCUUUAAAAAAAAGUAGGGGCGUGGAUCAGAAAACCAGUCAGUAUCUGGUGUGACCACCAUUUGCCUCAUGCAGAGAGACACAUCUCCUUCGCAUAGAGUUGAUCAGGCUGUUGAUUGUGGCCUGUGGAAUGUUGUCCCGAUCCUCUUCAAUGGCUGUGCGAAGUUGCUGGAUACUGGCGGGAACUGGAACACGCUGUCGUACACGAUGAUCCAGAGCAUCCCAAACAUGGCCAGUGGGUGACAUGUCUGGUGAGUAUACAGACCAUCAAAGAACUGGGACAUUUUCAGCUUUGGGGCCGUACAUUAUCAUGCUGAAACAAGAGGUGAUGGUGGUGGAUGAAUGGCACGACAAUGGGCCUCAGGAUUUCGUCACGGUAUCUCUGUGCAUUCAAAUUGCCAUUGCUAAAAUGCAAUUUUGUUCAUUGUCCGUAGCUUAUGCCUGCCCAUACCAUAACAACACCGCCACCAUGGGGCACUCUGUUCACAACGUUGACAUCAGCAAACUGCUCGCCCACACGUCUGCCAUCUGCCCGUUACAGUUGAAACCGGGAUUCAUCCGUGAAGAGUACACUUUUCCAGCGUGCCAGUGGUCAUCGAAGGUGAGCAUUUGCCAACUGAAGUCAGUUACUACGCUGAACUGCAUUCGGGUCAAGACCCUGGUGAGGACGACGAGUACGCAGAUGACCUUCCCAGAGAAGGUUUCUGACAGUUUGUACAGAUCCUGGGCUUGCAUGGUUACAUGUGGUCUGCGGUUGUGAGGCCGGUUGGAUGUAAUGCCAAAUUCUCUAAAACGACUCUGGAGGCGGCUUAUGGUAGAGAAAUGGACAUUAAAUUAUCUGGCAACAGCUCUGGUGGACAUUCCUGCAGUCAGCAUGCCAAUUGCACGCUCCCUCAACUUGAGACAUCUGUGGUGUUGUGUGACAAAACUGCACAUUUCAGUGGCCUUUUAUUGUCCCCAGCACAAGGUGCACCUGUGUAAUGAUCAUGCUUUUUAAUCAGCUUCUUGAUAUGCCACACCUGUCAGGUGGAUGGAUUAUCUUGGCAAAGAGAAAUCCUCACUAACAGGGAUGUAAACAAAUUUGUGCACGGAAUUUGAGAGAAAUAAGCUUUUUGUGCAUAUGGAACAUUUCUGUGAUCUUUUAAUUCAGCUCAUGAAACAUGGGACCAACACUUUACAUGACACUAAUCGCUAGCUAUGUACAGUUGAAGUCGGAAGUUUACAUACACUUAGGUUGGAGUCAUUCAAACUCGUUUUUCAACCACUCCACAAAUUUCUCGGUUAGGACAUCUACUUUGUGCAUGACACAAGUAAUUUUUCCAACAAUUGUGUACAGACAGAUUAUUUCACUUAUAAUUCACUAUCACAAUUCCAGUGGGUCAGAAGUUUACAUACACUAAGUUGACUGUGCCUUUCAACAGCUUGGAAAAUUCCAGAAAAUGUCAUGGCUUUAGAAGCUUCUGAUAGGCUAAUUGACAUCAUUUGAGUCAAUUGGAGGUGUACCUGUGGAUGUAUUUCAAGGCCUACCUUCAAACUCAGUGCCUCUUUGCUUGACAUCAUGGGAAAAUCAAAAGAAAUCAGCCAAGACCUCAGAAAAAAUUUUUUAGACCUCCACAAGUCUGGUUCAUCCUUGGGAGCAAUUUCAAACGCAUGAAGGUACCACGUUCAUCUGUACAAACAAUAGUAUGCAAGUAUAAACACCAUGGGACCACGCAGCCGUCAUACCACUCAGGAAGGCGACGCGUUCUGUCUCUUAGAGAUGAACGUACUUUGGUGCGAAAAGUGAAAAUCAAUCCCAGAACAACAGCAAAGGACGUUGUGAAGAUGCUGGAGGAAACGGGUACAAAAGUAUCUAUAUCCACAGUAAAACGAGUCCUAUAUCGACAUAACCUGAAAGGCCGCUCAGCAAGGAAGAAGCCACUGCUCCAAAACCGCCAUUAAAAAAGCCAGACUACGGUUUGCAACUGCACAUGGGGACAAAGAUUGUACUUUUUUAAGAAAUGUCCUCUGGUCUGAUUAAACAAAAAUAGAACUGUUUGGCCAUAAUGACCAUCGUUAUGUUUGGAGGAAAAAGGGGGUGGCUUGCAAACCAAAGAACACCAUCCCAACCGUGAAGCACGGGGGUGGCAGCAUAAUGCUGUGGGGGUGCUUUGCUGCAGGAGGGACUGGUGCACUUCACAAAAUAGAUGGUCGUCAUGAGGAAGGAAAAUUAUGUGGAUAUAUUGAAGCAACAUCUCAAGACAUCUGUCAGGAAGUUAAAGCUUGGUCGCAAAUGGGUCUUCCAAAUGGACAAUGACCCCAAGCAUAAAUGGACAAUGACCCCAAGCAUAAAUGGACAAUGACCCCAAGCAUACUUCCAAAGUUGUGCCAAAAUGGCUUAAGGACAACAGCUGUCCAGUCUUAGUCAGCGCAGGGCGGCCGCCAACAAAAGCAAGCAUUCUGUACACCAAAAACGUUAUAAAUGGCUUUCUAAAGUAACAUAUUAUGGAGUCUAAUUUCUUUGUGUGUGUCACCCUGCAGCACAGCCCAAACUACCAGGUGGAGAAGCAGCGCUGCGAGUACCUGCACAACAAGCUGGCCCACAUCAAGCGCCUCAUCGCUGACUUUGACCAGCGCAGGGCCCAGUCCUGGCGCUAGAGCACCAGCUUCAAGACCACUGUGUUGAGGUGGUUUAAGGGGUGGGUGGGCAGCGCAAGGGGGAUCCAACUGGCUUUUAUUUAUUCAGACCCCUUUGCCACCGCUUCCUUCCUUUACCCUUUCUUUCUACCUUUGAUUCCACAGGCUGCGUACUGUAGCCUCCUGCAAUCUUCAAGUUCUUAUUCACUGCCCCCCACUCCCCUACCUUUUCUCGUAUUGGUUUCUCCUGAAGCUCCUCUCCAUUUCUACAACACUGGUCUAGAGGAAAGGAGCUAUGUGUGAGGGGGUAGGGUGAAAUACUUAACUCUUCUUGCCUUUUUGAAGGACUUAUCCCUAAAAAUGAACAACAAAAAUUAAACUUAUUUUUGAAAGCAGAGAAAAUAUUAUACUUACACUUGUAUUUAAGUAUAUAAAAAGAGGGAGAUCUAUUUAUUUUGGACUGUUAUGAUGGAGGAGCGGUCCCCAGAUUUAUUGUUUAAAAAGUUUAUCUUUUCCAAAAGCAAUGCAAAAAAACGUGGGCCUUAUGUGUUUGACUUUCUGAAGCAAUUUUGCACGUGAGAGGAGAUCCCAUGCUGCGCCCCAGUUGUCCAAAGUGGGUCAUCUCC